Molecule: messenger RNA, 2884 nt
Organism: Caenorhabditis angaria
Lineage: Eukaryota; Metazoa; Nematoda; Chromadorea; Rhabditida; Rhabditidae
Source: the annotation of a GenBank genome assembly
AUGGCGACACCUCUUUCAUCAACCAUCAAAUGGUGUCAAAAAGAACUUGGGCCAAUUUGUGAUGGUGUUGGAAUGGUUGUUCGAAGUCAGAUUGGUUAUGAUGGAAGAAAAUUAGAGAAGAAUUGUCGGAGGAAAAUCCUACAGACAAUUGUUAUGGGUGGAACUGAGGUGGAUUCGUUGAAGGUAAGCUUUUUGGAGGGGGAGAUUUUUUAAAUUUUGUUUGAGAAAAAUAACUUGAAAUUUUCCAACACGAAAAAAUUUUCGUGGAUUUUUUAGCACAAAAUAUGAACAUUUUUCAACAUUUCUAGUUUUAUUCAAACCCACGGUGCAGACCAUUUUUUUAUAAAUCUUUGGCAAAAAUCCAAUUUUCAAAAAAAAGCUAAAAAAGUUCAUGCUAAUCUUGAAUUUCAAAAAAAAAUUGAAAAUUCAGAAAAAGGUUUCAGAUAGAGCAAAAAAAGUUUCAAAAAAAAUCUGCUUUUUUCAGGAGCCCAACAAAACCAACGAUCCACUUCUCUCUCAAGCUCUUCCAACAACAAACGAAGCUCUUCAACGUGCUCGAGUAAUUGCAGCCGGAAUCGAAACUUUCGCUAAAUUAUUAUCACAAGGUGUAUAUCCCGGUUCUGGCGGUUUCACUGUAUCUGACAAUGGCGAGAAAAUUUAUAGUCGACAAGCUUCGCCAAUGCAAACAAAUAUCACUGAAAAUUUGAUGAAAACUGCGGAACUUAUUGGAAAAGGUGUUGUCAAAAUAGCACCAUUUCCAUUGCCGGUUAUAACUCAAUUAGGAAAUUGGACAUUAAAUAAUCCUGGAUUACCGAUUCCAAAUGAAUUGAAAAAGUUCCCUCAAGUUGCACAAUUAGAAAUAUUUAUUCAAUCGGCACUUGGAGGAAUUCCAUCUAAAAAUAUUAACAUUGAAAGCACCUCAAGUCUCCCAAAAAUGGCAAAAUCAGAGAAAACAUCUCCGGAAAAUAUUGAAGCAGUUGUAGAAGAAGCUAUUCCAAUUGAUAAAACAUUGACAAAAGAGGAGACUGAAUUUCUAAUAAAAGCUGCAAAAUCAGUAGAAGAUGAGAAUGUUGAGACGAAAAUCUAUGGAAAAACACCGAUUGUUUAUCGACCAGAACUGCCCAAAAAUUUUGAGUUGAAUAUAAAUACUGGAAAUAUUCAUACACUUUCGAGGAGUAAUGAGAGCAAAGUUCCGGCUACGAGGAUUGGAAGGUUGAGAUUUUUGAUAAUUUAAAAGAAGUUUAAAAAUCCAGAUUUCUCGAAACUUUUGUUCGAAAAAUUUCAAAAAAAAUUUGAAUGCCUCAAAAAUUUUUAAAUUCUUUUUCUUCAAAAGGAUUUUCAGAAGUUUCAGAAGUUUACCUGAAUAACCAACGAAGUUAUCAGACUAUAUUUUCAAAAUCAAUAUUUUCCCCAGACUCGCAACAUUUGGUCAAUUAGCUGUUGGUUUACUUGGUGGCGCAACUGCUGAAGUCACAAGAAGAACAUUUGGAAUUGGAAAGAAAACAUUGGAUACAGCUGGAUCGCCUAAUAAUCCAUUUCUCUCUGAAGCGAAUGCUGAUCGAAUUGUUGCAACACUUUGUCGAGUUCGAGGAGCUGCGCUAAAGUUGGGACAAAUGCUCUCAAUUCAGGACAAUUCAACAGUUCCACCAGCUUUGCUUCAAGUUUUCGAGCGAGUUCGUCAAAGUGCCGAUUUUAUGCCAUUGAAACAAGUUCAUAAACAAAUGAAAGAUGCGUUUGGAGAUGAUUGGAGGGAGAAAUUCGAGACUUUUGAUGAGAAACCAUUUGCAUGUGCUUCUAUUGGACAAGUUCAUAAAGCCACUUUGAAAUGUAAGAUUUUCGGAAUUUCGAAAUUUUCCAAUUAAACCCGUCCAACAUUCUCAUUUUGCAGGUGGUCGUGAAGUUGCUGUAAAAGUACAGUAUCCCGGAGUAGCUGAAGGAAUCGAUUCAGACAUUGACAAUUUGGUAUCAGUUUUAUCAGUCGGUGGAAUAUUUCCGAAAGGAAUGUUCCUCGAUUCAUUUGUCAAAGUUGCUCGACGAGAAUUAAAACAAGAAUGUGAUUAUGAAAGAGAAGCAAGAGCAAUGAAAAAGUUCCGAGAAUUAAUUGCUGAUUGGAAAGAUGUUUAUGUCCCUGAAGUCAUUGAAGAACUAUCAUCUUCUCGUGUUUUGACAACUGAAUUGGUUUAUGGUAAACCAGUUGAUGCUUGUAUUGAAGAAUCACAAGUUGUUCGCGAUUAUAUUUCGAGUAAAUUCAUUGAAUUAUGUCUCAAAGAGAUUUUCGUGUGGCGAUUUAUGCAAACCGAUCCAAAUUGGUCCAAUUUCUUCUUGGGAAAACAUCCGAAAACUGGCGAACCUCGAUUGGUUUUAUUAGAUUUUGGAGCGUCUAGAGCGUAUGGAAAAGAAUUUGUUGAUACGUAUAUGAAGAUUAUUCGAGCCGCUUAUGAUGGAGAUAAACAAAAGAUUAUUGAGUGAGUUCAAGAGGUUUUAAUUAAUUGAUUAAAGAGGCAGGGUUCCAGGUCACAUCAAUUAUAAUUAAUUUUUAGGUAUUCACGUGAUAUUGGAUUUUUGACUGGCUACGAAACAACAAUAAUGGAAAAUGCUCAUGUUGAAUCAGUAAUGAUUAUGGGAGAAACACUUGCCAGCAAUCAUCCAUACGAUUUCUCACAUCAAGAUGUUACGAAAAAGAAUUCAAAAAUUAAUUCCAGUAAUGUUAGAACAUCGUCUAACAUCCCCACCUGAAGAAAUUUAUUCUCUUCAUCGAAAACUUUCUGGUUGUUAUCUUCUUGCCGCAAAAUUGAAGGCUACCGUAUCUUGUGGUGGACUUUUUCAUGAAAUUCAGGAAAAUUAUCGAUUUGGACCCGAUGGAAAAGAUAUUAAUAUUGAUUGA